UGCAUGGUGCCAGGGGCCUUCAAGGCAAAAAACCAGGCAGGCACAAGUUCUCAGUUAUAUUUGGGGUUGGCAAUAAGAAAUAUCGCACAAGUGUAAUCAAGGAGCCCAGUGGUAACCCAGACUGGAAUGAAGAAUCUGUUGUUCAUAUUGUCAGUGCUAGUGACCAUGUCUUCUUUACAGUCAUGGAGAAAGAGGAUGUGCUGGGGCAUAUCAGCAUUCCGGUUGCUUCUUUAGUGUCAGUGAAAGAAGUUGUGAAGGCCACUCUCAGAGCCCACAAGAAGUGCCCCAAUCCUCAGGGAGAGCUCAUCUUUCAGUGCUAUGUGUCCAAAGAGAGGCCAGCCAUGCUGUCCCCACAAACAAUCACGAACACAGGUGGCCAUUUGUCAGGGUUUCAAAAGCUGCGGCAGAAUUUCUCCUCAUCUCAGACUACAUUGCAGAAACCAAAUAAAGAGGAGAAGGAAGAGAAGAGAAAGUCAAGUUCUUUGGCAAAUUUCAAUAGGAAGCUUUCCAAAUCUAUUCAUGAUAUUUUUCAUAUUGGCCGACUAGGUGGCAGUAAUAUUGAGCAGCAGGAAGAAGAGCAGCCUGCUGUCAAAGGGAAGAAGUUCAACCUACGUUUUCCUAGCAUGGGUACAGGGCUUGAUAGCACUGGCAGAGAUGUCCCAGUUGUAACACAUAUAGUCCCAAAUAUGGCCUCAACCACUGGUGGGACCCGCCUGGUCUUGGAAGGUAGAUCACUGGGCCUCGGCAAGUCAGACAUUAUGGAACUAAUACUCUGUGGUUCAGAUCUACUGGACAGUAUAGAGUUUGAAUCUGAGAACAGGAUCUAUGUCACCACAAAACCAACAGCGGCCGGGAAGGGGGACUUGUGGAUAGAAACUGUCUCUGGAGGGCAGAAUGUCAUAAAAAAUAUCUUCACUUUUGUCGACCGCUCGGCCUCCUCAACACCUUUGGUGGACAAGAAGAACAUAGACACUGUAGUAGGUAGAAAUUCACCUCUGACUGAAAACCGUACAGAUAAGACACUUACUCCUGGAAAUGACUCCAGUGCUGCUGAGAAGAAGACCUGUGUGGUACCCACUAUCAACAUAGAACGAUCUGCAUCACUUAAUAAGGAAGACAGACAGAGGAAAGUUACAAUCUCAGGUUCUGCCACACUGCCUCUGAUGAAGACAUCAGGGGUGUUGGAUAUGGGGAGCUCUAGUUCCCUAGAUACUGCACCUGAAAACAACCGGAAGAGUUAUCAGAAACACACCCGUGGCAAAAGUGAAUCUGUAGUUGGUGUUAAUAAAGAUGCUGCUGAGAAAAAGAGUUCUGAAAAAGCUGAACUUCAGGCUGAAAUCUUGCGUCUGCACAGAGAAAAUCAAGGCCUGAAACAAGAGAAUGCUGACAUGAAGUCCUACAUCGAUGGCCUAGUGGCUCGGGUCAUGAUACACUGUCCGGAAGCUUUGGCCGCUGGCGAUGACCUCAAACCUUUACCCAGUGGAAAAUAA
Candidula unifasciata is the source of this 1490-nucleotide messenger RNA. Lineage: Eukaryota; Metazoa; Mollusca; Gastropoda; Stylommatophora; Geomitridae. The record is from the annotation of a GenBank genome assembly.